UUUAGGCUCAUGUGCCUCAAUUCCGAUGGCAUAUUGUCCCCCAUCCACAUGCACUCCCCUCACCACACCUCGCAACUCCAAAACCCUAGCCAGAUUGGCAGACGACUCCCGGACAAGCAGAGGAGGUUUAGCACGAACAAGCACGGACAGGUAGAGAUUGCUAUCGAGUAGACAGGAACAUGUCAAUCUGAGACAGAGUCUCUGGCUAUGGCGUCAGGAGCCCUGAUGUCCUUUGCAGGGAUUCCCACACCAAUUCCGACAAUCUCCAGUUGCUUGAGACUUCGGGCCGCUUACGCCACGGCUUUGCCUGCAUCAGCGCCGGCGGGUGAUACAUCCAGCAGCGUGAACUCAGAUGGGAACAAGCGGUUUUUUGUGAAAAGAUGGACGCGGCCUGUGGAGAAUUCGCCACACAAGGAAGCGGCAAUUGCGUGGGUCAAUGUUGGCCCGUUGAUUAAGCAGCUGGAGGAGAAUGGAAAUGUGCAGCUGAAGAAUGCGGGAUCGUUUCAGAAUAUUCCGGACUGGCAGUGGAGGUUCGCAUUGAAGCGGUUGUGCGAGACUAGGAAAACUGAUAUCGCUUGCCGGCUUCUCAGAUGGCUGCACAGCGAGAACAAUUUUCUCGAGUCUUAUGAUAUCGCAUUUUCAAUUGUCGUGAAUGGUCUGAGCAAGGAAGGGCGGGUGAAGGACGCCUUCCAGCUGGUGGAGCUGUUGGCGACGGAUGAGCAGUGGCUGCCCAUGGCAACUUGUAAUGCGCUUAUUGAAGCCUGCGCCCGGAACGGACUAGCUGAGAAAUCUCUGGAGCUGCUGAACCGCAUGCGCCAGCAUGGGUUGCAGCCGGACAAUGUCACGUACAGCGUCGUCAUCCAGGGUUGCACCAAGGCCAAGCUGGAUCUGGGUACCAUGCUGAAAAUCUACGACGAUAUGAAGACCGAGAAGCUGGAAGUUGAUGGCAAGCUCUACAACGAUCUCAUCGUGGCUUGUGCCAUCGGCUGUGACGCAGACCGUGCUUUUUUCUUCAUGGAGAGGUUACAGGCUGGCGGAUUUGAGCCGGAAAUGAAAGCGUUUAUGGCGUUGAUUCAGGUUUUGGGACAGUGCGGCAGAACCACCGAGGCCGAAGCAAUUUUCGAGGAAAUGAAGGUCUUUGGAUUCGUCCCAAACGUGAGAGCAUACAAUGCGCUACUCGCCGCCUUCACCAGGAAAGGCUUAAUGAGACAGGCAGAGCAGGUCGUUCAGGCCAUUCAAAUGGCUGGUUUGAACCUGAAUGAACGUAGCUAUGGGCUCUUGAUUGAUGCAUACGCCCGUGCAGGGCGGCUUGAACAGGCUAUGUGCAUCUUUGAAAGUAUGAAGGUCGUAGGAGUCAAACCCAAUGCCUUUAUCUACAGUCGGUUGAUGUCUAUGUUCAGAGAUACUGGUCAGUGGGAAGGCUCAAUAGAGAUGCUGAGAGAGAUGCAAGAAGAGGGAAUUCCACCGAACAAGCAUGUCUACAAUAUUAUCAUUGAUACGUAUGGUAAAAAUGGGCAGCUAGAGGCAGCCCUUAGAGUAUUUGAAAAUAUGAAGGCGGAGAAUGUCCCCCGCGAUGUAGUGACUUGGAAUUCUUUAAUUGAGGCCUGUUGUAAAGCUGAACGAUUUGCUCAGGUGCCAGCAUUGUACAAGAGGAUGCAGGAAGACGGGCAUUCGCCAUCUGCCCAUACUUUCAACAUCCUCAUCAACCAUCUUGGCUCUCAUGGCGACUGGGAAACAGUAGAAGAUUUCCUCCGGGAAAUGCAAAACAUGGGCAUCGUAAAGAACGAGGUCACUUACACAACUUUGGUGGAUCUCUACGGUCGAUCUGGGCGAUUUCAAGACGCGGUGAGGUGUUUCGAGAGCAUGCAAGCUGGAGGGGUUAAGCCAAACUCUGCUGUAUUUUGUGCAUUGGCCAACGCGUAUGCUCAGCAGGGCAUGUGUGAGCAAGCGGUCAAUGUCUUUAGGGACAUGGAGAAGGUUGGCAUUGAGCCAAAUUUGACAAUGCUGAAUUUGUUGAUAAACGCAUUUAGUGUUGCCGGGAAGUACUUGGAGGCCUUUGCUGUCUUCGAUUACAUGAGAGAAGUGGAAAUUAGUCCAGACGUUGUUACCUAUACAACGCUGAUGAAAGCUCUGAUCAAAGGGCGCCGAUUUGAGAAGGUCCCUGAACUGUUCGAGGAGAUGGUAUCGUCUGGCUGUAAGCCAGACGAAAUGGCUAGGGACAUGCUCAGGAGUGCCGUGAGGUUCACAGAGGAGAGGCAACGAAAUCCAGAGGCCACAACAACGGCAACACCUUUGGAGUAUUGGAAAGUGUAGACUGGUGAUUUCCAACUGCGCCGACUGUGAAUCUUCGCUUAAGUGGAGUAGGUUUGGGUGGAGACCAAAGUGUCAUUGUAAAUGCUUUCAUCCCAAUCGUCAUCCAGUUUGCUAACUGUUGGCACAUGAGGUUCUGUAACAAUUCGAUGUCAAUUGCGAGAUACUCGAGAAGGGGCAAUGGGAUUGAGGCCACUUCAUGCGCGAGGGAGAUCUUGGCCGACCCGAAGAGAUUAGACUGACCAGAAAAGUUUAGAUAUAACCUAAAUGUGCGAGAAGGCAUGUAUUAUUUGUAAUAGUAUCAAAUUAUAGUUCAUUUGUACCCUGACCGAAAGUGCGUUGUAUCAAAACCUAUUCCACCGAUUUUGUUCGAAUAUGAGACUUUGAUUACGAUCAAGUACAAUUUGAAGGGUGCAGUGUAGGGGCUUAGGAAUAAGAAAGUUAAUGAUAUUUUUUAUUGUUGAGUAAUAAAGUUUCAUACCGGGUGAAGGGAGAGGUACUUUCCCGAAUAUGAUGGAAAAG
This is a messenger RNA of Marchantia polymorpha subsp. ruderalis, 2832 nucleotides long. The record is from the annotation of a GenBank genome assembly. NCBI's taxonomy places the organism in Eukaryota, Viridiplantae, Streptophyta, Marchantiopsida, Marchantiales, Marchantiaceae.